Messenger RNA from Cuscuta campestris, 4487 nucleotides. The record is from the annotation of a GenBank genome assembly. Lineage: Eukaryota; Viridiplantae; Streptophyta; Magnoliopsida; Solanales; Convolvulaceae.
ACGCAGUCUACCGGCAAAGGUCACGCGAUGUUUACAUCUGCGUCCAUAAUUUGUGGCAAAAGAAACAAACCUAUCUAUCUAUUUACUGGCAGCCAUGAGAGAGUAGUCGCAUUUCUUUCUUCCUUUCUGUAUUAUUUUGGACCUAGCGGGCGAGGCUUCUGGUUAGGGUUAUGAGCUGCUGUCCGAAAUUUGUUCAAUUAGGGCAGGGCUAAUUGCUGAUUUGGAGUUGUCAGGGGGGCGGUAGGAUUUGAUGGCUCGAUUAUGUUUGGCAUUCGGGGAUCUGAUGGCAUCCAGGUUCUCGCAGUCGUCUGCCAAGGUUGUUUCGAGCCACUUGGAGGACUUUACCGAUCAAGAGGACAGGGAGACCGGGAGUAGCAACCAGAAUAGAAUUAGGGACAUUUCGGAGGCUGCUCACAGUAGUUAUGGGGGCAGUGCUGACAAUGCCUCCACUUCGAUGACGACGACAACCAGUAGGGCAUAUCUGCCACAGACUAUAGUGUUCUGCGAGCUUCGUCACGAUGGCAUUGAAGAAUGCGUGCCUUCUGGACAAUUGGAAAGGGGUCUGGUUUCCAAAUGGCGUCCAAAGGAUCGAAUGCAAACGGGAUGCGUUGCUCUUGUGUUGUGCUUAAACAUUAGUGUUGAUCCUCCUGAUGUAAUCAAGAUAUCACCUUGUGCUCGCAUGGAAUGCUGGAUUGAUCCAUUUUCAAUGGCCGCACAGAAAGCACUCGGAACAAUUGGGAGGACUUUGAACCAGCAAUAUGAGAGGUGGCAGCCUAAGGCCCGCUAUAAAAUCUCACUGGAUCCCACCGUUGAUGAAGUUAAAAAACUAUGCACAACAUGUCGUAAAAGUGCCAAGUCCGAAAGAGUUCUUUUUCAUUAUAAUGGACACGGUGUACCGAAGCCAACUGCAAACGGUGAAAUAUGGCUAUUUAAUAGGAGCUAUACACAAUAUAUCCCUUUGCCGGUCAGUGACCUGGAUUCAUGGUUGAGAACCCCAUCUAUAUAUGUUUUUGAUUGCUCUGCAGCUGGAAUGAUUGUUAAUGCCUUCAUAGAGCUUCAGGACUGGAAUGCUUCUACUUCUUCUGGGGCUUCGAGGGAUUGCAUUUUGCUUGCUGCAUGUGAAGCACAUGAAACUCUUCCUCAAAGUGCUGAAUUUCCUGCUGAUGUAUUUACUUCAUGCCUCACGACACCAAUUAAAAUGGCACUGCGAUGGUUUUGCAAUCAAUCUUUGUUGCGUGACUCACUUGAUUAUUCACUCAUAGAUAGAAUUCCCGGUCGACAGACUGACCGGAAAACACUUCUUGGGGAAUUGAACUGGAUUUUUAUGGCAGUGACACACACAAUUGCUUGGAAUGUUCUUCCCCAUGAUCUGUUUCAGAGAUUGUUCAGGCAAGAUCUAUUAGUUGCGAGUUUGUUUCGAAAUUUCUUACUUGCUGAAAGAAUUAUGCGCUCUACAAAUUGUUCCCCAAUUUCAUUCCCGUUGUUUCCACCAACUCAUCAGCAUCAUAUGUGGGAUGCAUGGGACAUGGCUGCUGAAAUUUGCCUCUCUCAGCUUCCAGCAUUAGUUGAGGAUCCCAAUGCCGAGUUUCAACCUAGUCCAUUUUUCACUGAGCAGUUGACAGCUUUUGAGGUUUGGCUGGAUCAUGGAUCCGAGCAUAAGAAACCUCCAGAACAGUUGCCUAUCGUGCUUCAGGUGUUACUUAGUCAAUGCCACCGGUUUCGUGCUUUGGUGCUUCUUGGAAGAUUUUUGGACAUGGGCCCCUGGGCUGUUGAUCUGGCAUUAUCUGUUGGUAUAUUUCCAUAUGUUUUAAAGCUAUUGCAAACAACCACUCCUGAACUUAGGCAAAUUCUUGUCUUUGUAUGGACAAAGAUUCUUGCACUUGAUAAGGUUGAUCUUGUAAAGGAUGGUGGGCAUACAUAUUUCACCAGAUUUCUUGAUAGUAUUGAUGCCUAUCCAGAACAGCGGGCUAUGGCUGCAUUUGUUUUAGCUGUCAUUGUGGAUGGUUACAGACGGGGUCAGGAAGCUUGUAUUGAAGCUGGCCUUUUGCAUGUCUGCUUAAGACAUCUUCAGGGGUCUGCAUCAAAUGAUACACAAACUGAACCUCUUUUUCUUCAGUGGUUGUGCCUAUGUCUUGGAAAACUAUGGGAAGAUUUCACUGAGGCACAAAUGAUUGCUAUACAGUCAGAUGCACCUGUGAUAUUUGCACCUUUACUUUCUGCACCCCAACCUGAGGUUCGAGGUGCUGUUGUGUUUGCACUAGGCACUUUGCUAGACAUUGGGUUUGGCACAUCCAAUGAUGGUGUUGGAGGAGAUGAAGAUAGUGACGUUGAUGAAAAAGUCAAGGCUGAAGUUAGUAUUCUUAAGAGCCUUAUGAGUGCUGUCUCUGACGGAAGUCCAUUGGUUAGAGCUGAGGUUGCCGUAGCUUUGGCGCGGUUUGCAUUUGGGCAUAAUAAGCACCUGAAGUCUGUUGCAGCCACAUAUUUGAAGCCUCAAAACAAUUCUGUGCUAACAUGUUUGCCUUCUUUUUCUGUCAAGAGUUCAGGCAGUGGAUAUACAACUCCAACACAUUAUGUGCCUCAUGGAAGUAUCUUUCCAACUCUGAGAGCUCCGUUGUUGAGAGUUGGAGGUGAAAACCAAUCUACCAUUCGGGAUGGGGGAGUCUCUAGUAGCAGCCCCCUUGCUGCACCAAGUAUUAUGCAUGGGUCUCCCUUGUCUGAUGAUUCAUCUCAACAUUCUGAUUCUGGCUUAUUAAAUGAUACCAUUAGCAAUGGCAUUUUGAACCAUACAAGACCACUAGAUAAUGCAUUGUAUUCUCAGUCUGUGUUAGUUAUGUGUACCCUGGCAAACGAUCCAUCACCACGCAUUGCGGGCCUUGGUCGGCAUGUUCUGUCCAUAAUUGGCAUUGAACAAGUGGUUGCCAAAUCUGUCAAGUCUACCAGUGAAUUUACUGCAGCUCCUAGCACUAGUUUUGCAGGACUGGCUCAAUCAUCUUCAUGGUUCGACGUGAAUGGAGGAGCCAGUCAUCUGCCUUUAACAUUCAGAACUCCUCCUGUUAGCCCCCCUCGUGCCAGUUACAUGACUGGACUACGAAGAGUUUGUUCGCUUGAGUUCAGACCACACUUGAUGAGCUCUCCAGACACUGGGUUGGCUGACCCACUUUUGGGUUCAGGUGGACCUUCUGGAACGUCUGAGUGCAGUUUCCUUCCACAAUCUACCAUAUACAAUUGGAGCUGUGGCUACUUCUCAAAGCCACUUCUUACUGCAGCGGAUGACGGUGAAGAGAUAAUCAGUAGAAGAGAAGAGAGGGAGAAGAUGGCCCUUGAUUUGAUCACAAAGUGCCAACACUCUAACUUCGGGUGUUCUAAAGUUUUUCUUCCGUUGUCAGCCGUGAGCAAGCUCCAUAACAAAAUUGCCAGCUGGGAUACAAGAUUUGAAACUGGUACAAAAAAUGCCAUCUUGCAGCCAUUCUUGCCAUUUGUAAUUGCUUCAGAUGAGAGUGAAAGAAUCUGGGUGUGGAAUUAUGAGGAGGCAACCCUGCUUAACAGCUUUGAUAAUCACAGCUACCCUGACAGUGGAAUCUCAAAGCUGUGCCUUGUGAAUGAGCUCGAUGAAAGUUUGCUUCUUGUUGCUUCAAGUGAUGGCAACAUUCGCAUUUGGAAGGAUUAUGCAUCAAGAGACCGACAAAAGUUGGUCACUGCAUUCUCAUCAAUUCAGGGUCACAGAGUGGGUAUAUGUAGUGUGAAUGCUGUGGUGGAUUGGCAGCAGCAAUCUGGUUGCCUGUCUGCCUCUCAGGUUCAUGGAAGUCAAUUUGCAGCUGGUUAUGUAGAUGGAUCUGUUCGGCUCUUUGAUAUCAGAUUGCCAGACAUGCUUGUUGCUACAACUCAACCACACACCCAGAGAGUAGAAAGAGUUGUGGGAAUUGGGUUUCAGCCUGGACUACAACCAGCCAAGAUUGUGAGUGCGUCUCAGGCUGGUGAUAUUCAAUUCCUUGACAUAAGGAACGUGAAGGUUGCAUACCUAACAAUUGACGCCCACCGGGGAUCACUGACGGCUUUGGCGGUUCAUCGGCAUGCUCCCCUCAUAGCCAGCGGCUCAGCGAAGCAACUCAUCAAGGUGUUCAACUUGGAGGGUGAACAAUUAGGCACCAUACGCUAUCUGUCUACCUUCAUGGCACAAAAGACUGGAUCUGUUAGGUGUCUUGCGUUCCACCCUUACCAAGUCCUCCUUGCAGCCAGUGCUGCAGAUUCUUGUGUGUCUCUCUAUGCCGAUGAGCUUUCUCCUCCAAGAUGAGGACACAAACCAUCACAAGUUCGGACACACUUUGAACAUAUUUAUGUGACAAUUAGGUCCCUUGCCCCAUUUGUGUAGGUUUAUCAUAUUCGUUGAGCCUCCAUGACACACUACGUGCCUACGUGAAUGUGAAGCUCAGGGGGUUAAUUGACGCUCGUCAUCCAGGUGGCUUAUCUAAUAAUAAUUUGAUGCAUAG